Messenger RNA from Synchiropus splendidus (mandarinfish), 5338 nucleotides. RefSeq names its product apical junction component 1 homolog (gene ajm1). Gene Ontology annotation, biological process: cell-cell junction organization. The coding region runs from base 283 to 3555 and encodes 1090 amino acids. The record is from RefSeq and is a predicted model, not a curated record. NCBI's taxonomy places the organism in Eukaryota, Metazoa, Chordata, Actinopteri, Syngnathiformes, Callionymidae. Gene Ontology annotation, cellular component: plasma membrane; apical junction complex. The transcript has 2 exons.
GUUGCAGCAGGGUUGCGCAGCAAUCCACCAACGGCGUAACGUAAGAGGGAGGAGGAAGAGGAGGAGGAAGAGGAGGAGUGAAAAAAACGCGACAGCCUGACCAAUAAGGCGGAUAUUGCGCUUCUUGCACAUGUCCGAUGUCGUCAUUGGGAAACCACCAUCUCUGUGCCUCCAUCACCUCCCUGCGCGGCAGACAUGGAGCGCGGGCGGAGAGUCCGGACUGAUGCGACAACAUCAAGAUUCAACCAGCUUAAUGGAGAAAACUAGCGGAGUCCCUUUAAGAUGACACGCACGGACCCACCGGACAUACUGGUAUCAACUGUGCAUCAAGAUAUAAAAGUUGUCCCAAUUUCGUCACAUCGCAAGUCCUUGCAAGUCUCUAGACAAUGUGAUACAUCAAAACGCAGCACACUGGAGGACAGUAAAAGCAAAGUCAACAAGAGGCACUGCCGUACAUUUGACUACUGGUCAUUAGAGUACCCAAAGACUAACCACUACUCAAUGGAUUCCCCAUACAGGAAAGCAGACAGGCAUGCAGCCAAUCCAGACGUUGCCUGGAAUGCCUUGGGCCGCCAGCAGAGGUAUCGCUUCUCUGCUCCAGACAUUUUUAGUAACAGGUUAACGCCUCAACUGGUGGCUGCAGAAAUGGCAGGAGAGGUGGUUGUUCCGGAGCAAAAACGAAGGACUAGAUCAAAGAGUGCCACCCGCGUACAGACCAAUCUCACUCCUGUGUCUUUCGAGGGGUACCCUGCUUCAGGGAGGAAAGGAAGAGAGUCUCACCGAGGAACAAGAGACUCUCGUUGGAGGGCUGAGGUUUCUCCACGCAGGGAGGCCUCUUACGCUUCAACACGGACUCACAUGCCUGAAGUGCACCCUAUAAAAUUGCAGCCUCAAAUAGGGGACAGCAGUAGAUAUUCACCCCACUAUGCUGCUGAUAAUCCUGAAGAUGGUGGGGUAGAUAAACCAGCAACAAGUCCCCAUGUCCGCUGCCGUGUGGACAUCAAGCCUGAUGAUGCAGCAUUACAUCGCUCUGGAAGAAAAGCUACUACACCUCAGAUGGACAUUCCAUGGCAUAGGCAGGGCUCUGGAGGUCGGAGUCUGACCGUGCCACGCCAUUUCUCCUACUCUCGAACUCCAACUCCGACCGAUUCUUUGGGUACAGAGAGUAGGAAAGCUUAUCAAUAUUCUUCCAGCGUGCCCAGCAGUUAUGUACAUCCCAUGGAGAUUCCUGUGCAAAGAAUGCCUUCAUCUGGGGAUUAUUAUGGGAGAGAGCGCCGAGCCCAUUCCAGUCCCAAUGUGCCAACCAAGUUCUUUUAUGCCGAUGACCCGGGAAGGUACGUCACCACAGCCCCUCCACAGCCAAGUUCUUACUUUCACGACGAACGUUACACGCCAGGCCAAACAUAUCCACCUAAAGUGCAAUAUGUACAGGAUCCAAGGACUCGAAUGGUGCAUGCUGUAGCUACAAGACAAUACUACCCUGAAAUCGAGCACUAUCCGUACUCUGUUCAAACAGGAUAUCCCAAAACCUACACGGCAAAUGAGCCGGCCCCAUACAUCAUACAAACCCCUCCCUCCAGAAUAUUCUAUGGGGAUGAUCCGAGGUCUUAUCAAAUUCAAACUGCUCCGCCAAGGUUUUACUAUUCGGGAGAUAUGUAUGCCAUGCCACCAGAGCAUCAUAUCCCUGCAAGGGCAUAUUACACAGAGGGCAGAAGAAGGGCCAGAGUCCUCCAAUCGCAAACUGAUGACUGGUAUGGUUCAGACGCCUCUGGUUAUUCUACGAACCCUGCUUCAUUUAUAUCCCAAGGGACUCCGACCAGGGCUCCUCCUGAGGUAUUACCACCAUGGUAUACCAACCCGUGUCUAGAACCUCAAAGAAUUGUGAGUGAGUCUAAAUCUUACUCCAGGUCCUGGGACAAUAUCCUCAACUCUCGUGUGGAAAGGGAACAACCCUUGUCUGUUCAGAGGCGCCAGAGCUAUGAUGAUAUUCUUGACUCCAGAAAACCAACAGGAGCCACAACUGACAAACCACAACCAGUAGUUGUGAACCUCUCCACUUCACCCAGAAGAUAUGCAGCCUUAUCUUUGUCGGAUAACUCACUGAUCGACAAGAGCCCGACAGAAACGUCAAAGAGUGCAACAAGUAAACUUUGGUUUGCAACACCUGAAAUUACGAUAACAGAUAAUGACGUUCGUAUCGGAAACCUCUGUAAAGCAGAAGGCCGGUCUGCCAGUUGGGAUGUUCUUGACUCCAGAAGCACAGAUGCUGCCGACAUGGGUCAACAAAACUUGGAAGGUUCAACCAAAGACAAGGCACAUGAUAACGCCUCUCUUCAGCAAAGUCUUGAACAACUUGAUGAGCUUCUGGCAGACCUUGUGACAGACUACAAGCCUCCCAGUAGAAGAACAAGUGAGGACAUUCUUGACCAGCUAAAAAAACUAAUAGACGAAGAGGAAGCAGUGUGUCUUUCUAGAAAGGGCUCAAUGGCAGCUAAAGAAGAACCCCCGCCUCUUGACAAGCAGCCGACACCAUUCAGAUUGAACCCUGAUGCGUUUCAAGACAUGGAUGCCGCGAGUGAUGCAAUGAAGAGUGCAGAUGAGUGUUCCCCUGAUAAGAGUCCAGACGAGGACGAUACAAUGAUGUGUUCCAACAACAACUGUCGCAGGACAGAGACCCUCUUUAAUGCUUGCCUUUAUUUUAAAUCUUGCCACAGCUGCUACACCUAUUAUUGCUCCCGGAACUGUCGAAGGGAAGACUGGGAUAUUCAUAAAGAAAGUUGUGUGUAUGGAAGAAUAGGCAGCACAUGUCGGCACAUCAUCAAACACUGCAGAGAGACGGUACAAGUCCACAAAGCAUUUUCCCGCAUAGCGAAAGUUGGAUACCUGUCUCGUGGCAGAGGGGUUCUCUUCCUUGGUUUCCCGAAUCCUGCAUCAUCCAGCAACUUUCUGCAGUAUGGCCUGGACAGUCUGCCGAUGUCUCCGACGUACCUCUCGCUCAGAGAACUAGAAAGUUUCAAGGACAACUUGGGCGAGUACUGCAAGGAGCUACAGGAAGCAGGCAAAGAGUACGACCCAAAUGAAUGUUUCAUCUUGAAUGUAUCCAUAGCAGUUGGUGAGCAACUGCCUGAUGGGCCAUCGCCAAGGAACCAGGCUCCAACUGUUAGGAAAUAUGCAAAGGUCGCACUUGCUUCCUUCAGCCCUGAAAGAAAAGGCCACAAGAAAGAGGGCGACAUGGAAACCCUGAUCCUCACUCCACCACCGGGAACGGCAGACAUCGACAAAGACGGAGAGGAAGGCAGAAAGGCCAGGGAAAUCUGCUUUAUCAACAUACAACGCGAGUUAAGGAUUCGAGGAGUUUUCCUCCGCCACGAGUAUCCACAGGUGUACCAGCAGCUCUGCGAGUUUGUGGAAAAUAACAGACGAUUCACCCCCACCACCAUUUACCCCAUCGACAAGAGGACUGGUAAACAGUUCAUGUGCAUGAUCAUGGCUGCCUCUGAGCCCAGGACUUUAGACUGGGUAGGUACACCCCACCUCCUGGAUGACAUCAUCUAAAAUGAGCCCCUUGUUGUAAAUAUAUAUGUAUAGAAAUACAUAUAUAUUGUUACACAUAUUUAUAUAUCUAUCUGAUUCCAAACAUUUCUAGAUGGGUAUUUUGUUAUCAAAAAGAACUAUAUUCAUGUGUGCUUGGUCAGUAUUAUUCUUGAUCAGAAUACUUCCUGUCAGGUGCAGAAUGAGUACUUCAAUCAUUCGAUUCUUUUUAACAAAUACAUACAUCUGUUCGAAUCAUCAUGAGUUUUACUGUAUUUUUGGCCAUUUACUGUUACAACCCAUGAAGUGGGAUUAUUACCUUAAGACAUGCUGGUGUUAAGACUUUUUGAAAAAGAGACACUAUCGUAUACCACAUCCGACCUCCAUCUCAGUAAGAACGAGACUAUUUUUCAUACUGUAUGUGACAUUCAUGGAAAACCAUGCAGAAGCUUUCCGACAAUAUUUUCUUAGAUACAAAAACUAUGCAAAGUGAAUUAUCUUAUCUUAUCUUAUCUUAUCUUAUCUUAUCUUAUCUUAUCUUAUAUUAUAUUAUAUUAUAUUAUAUUAUAUUAUAUUAUAUUAUAUUAUAUUAUAUUAUAUUAUAUUAUAUUAUAUUAUAUUAUAUUAUAUUAUAUUUACUACAUUUGUGAUUGGAGGUUUUAUUGAGAAUAAUGGGAUCUGUUUGUGGGAUGCAUUCCACACAAGGAAAUAUGGGGGAAGGGAUGAAACUGUGCUGAAAAAAAUGUGAAAAAAGAAACACAUUUCCUAAUUCUAAUUGUGUUCUCGCUUGCGGCGGGGACUGUGUCGAACUUGAAAACUGCCUCAGUGGUGAAUAUUGUAAUGGCAGAUGUUGACAACCCAACGGUCGGUGUUGAUCUGCUCUGUUCAGCUGGAAACACUGUGAAUAGUGAGAAUACUCUACUGCGUACGUAAACCUCGGUCCAAUACCAAGCAAUCAUGCAACUUUACUUUACUGCUGAACUCGGUGAGUUGUAUUUUAAAUCUAUUUACAGGUAAAAAAAAAAAUUAGCAGCUCAAGUUUUAAUUAGGGGGGAAAAAAGGUGCGCCAGACUUGGCAAAGUAGCUAUUUGGUACAUUAAUGCUUGAAGAAGACAUUAGUUGUGUGUUCGUGCUGCACUAGGUUUAAUAAAAGUGUGAUUUAUAUCGUUCAGUUUAGGGGUUUCAAUGGAGUGAAUCAUUAGCGUGGUGAUCGGUCCAAGAAGUUUCAGAAGUGUAUCAAUGCAACUUAGCCGUGUUGCCUCAGUCUCUGUUUUCAAGAAUGCUCGUCGACGACCUUCCUCUCUGAGAGAUGACUCCUCCAGGCUCGGAACGCUGAUAUCCAAACCCACUCCUGAUCUACGGUUCGAUAAGCUGUUUCCUCCCGAAUGACUCUCCGUCUACUGCCCUCCCCUGUGAUCUACUGUAGGCUUUUCCAUGAGGUACAAUGAAACUUGAAGCACAUUUAUCUCAUCCAUCACAGAGUCACACUUGUCUGACUGACGGGUGGUGCUGUACAGAUGUUGCUGGUGCAUGUGGUUCUGUUUUAUAUACUCCUUUGAACAUUGCUAAUGAUAGUAACCUGCUUGAUGAAUGGAUCGUGAAAGUGAAACUACUAUGACGUGUAAGAUGAAAAAAUACAUUUGUCAGCCACUUCAGUUAAAAUAAUCUGUAAAUGAAAAAGAGACCUCACCAAAAUGUCUAGAAACCAGUCAUCUUGUAUUUUUUUAUACUUUCAACAUAUGUGUCUGAGUGUGACUAUUUAUAAACCAUAUCUAAUAAAUGGAAUGGGAACUAAGUUUGCAGUUAU